Penicillium brasilianum is the source of this 2323-nucleotide messenger RNA. Lineage: Eukaryota; Fungi; Ascomycota; Eurotiomycetes; Eurotiales; Aspergillaceae. The record is from the annotation of a GenBank genome assembly.
AGAAGACUGAAAGUUUGGAUCGAACCGCAAAGCGCCAGGGGGCCAAGCCAACAAAAAUAGACAAGCCUUCCUCCAAGCCUUCGCCGAUCUUCUUUUUUUUGGGACUGACUCGGACUUUCAGGCACCCCCUCAGAAAAAAAAAAAAAAAACGAUCGACGUGGCUUACAAUCUUCUAUACUGGAGCGCUUUAUGCAGCCACCACAACCACGGACCAUAUUUGUGCUUCUUCAUAUUUCUGCCUCCCCCCGCCGGUCGCAUUGUUGACGGAGGCUACGCUAGGAGAUCCACGGAUAAGAUAAUCGGGGCCAAAAGACAUCCGCCUCCACACUUUUCCCCUUUCAAACCCUCCACGUUCAAUACACUCUCCCACGCCAACUAGAAUGGGCUGGACUGUGUGUAAUACUACCGCGGAGCAUCAGAAGAUCGUGGAGGACGAUCUUUGGGAUGGCGGUAUCACAUUUCACCAACUCUGCUUGAUUGUCGCCGGAGUUUGCGCGUUACUGGCUUGCGCUAUCUCGGCAUUCUUGAUUAUGAGUCAUGCGACGCACUACAGCAAACCGAUUGAACAGCGACACAUAAUUCGCAUCCUGUUCAUGGUCCCCGUUUACUCCAUCGUCGCUUGGCUCAGCAUACUAUUUUACAACGAUUCCGUAUACUUCGAAGUCAUCGGCAACUGCUACGAAGCGUUCUGUAUUGCGGCUUUCUUCUCCCUCAUGUGCCACUACAUUGCGCCCGAUCUACACAGCCAGAAGGAUUAUUUCCGUGGGAUUCAGCCCAAGGCUUGGGUCUGGCCGCUGAGCUGGUUCCAGAAGUGGAAAUGCUGUUUUGGACAUCGCGGGGCGUGGCGCAACCCGCGCAGCGGUCUAACUUGGUUCAAUGUGGUCUGGGCAGGUGUCUUUCAAUACUGCGUCAUUCGAGUGUUGAUGACCAUCGUUGCGGUUGUUACGCAAGCCACCGGGAGAUAUUGCGAAGAGUCGAUGAGCCCCGCCUUUGCGCAUGUUUGGACCAUCAUUAUUGAGUCAAUUAGUGUCUCAAUAGCUAUGUACUGCUUGAUCCAGUUCUACAUUCAAAUCCGCAAAGACAUCGAAGAACACCAACCUUUCUUGAAGAUUCUGUCUAUCAAGUUGGUCAUUUUCCUUUCAUUCUGGCAAUCAACCUUUAUCAGUCUCCUGGUCUCUCUGGGCGCUGUGGGUGAGACAAAGAAGAUGGCCAUGGCCGACCUAAAGUACGGUCUCCCGGAGCUGUUGAUCAACAUCGAAAUGUUCAUUUUCUCCGUUCUGCACCUCUGGGCCUUCUCCUGGAAACGUUACGCCCUCAAUAACGAGGGUGCUGAAGUGACCGACUUCUACGGUAACGGAAAAGCAUCAUACGAAGGUGGGCGUUGGGGCUUCGCUGCCCUGGGCGAUGCGAUGAACCCGCUGGAUCUCCUCAAAGCUAUUGGCCGGAGUUUCCGAUGGUUGGCUGUCGGCCGUAAGACCCGCAUGCAGGACUCCAGCUACCAGCCUCACACCCAGACCAUUGGCUUGGAGCCAUCCGAGUCUGGAAUCACCAAUGAUAGCACGGCUUAUGGUGGUGCAGGCGCCGCCAUGUCCGGUGGUCGGACAGGCCGGUAUGCGGGAGACGAAGAGGGCGAGGUCUUGCUUGCUCAUGCCCAAUCGAACCCGUCGACCUCGCAUGUUGACGCUUCGCCAUGGGAAGAUGAUAGUGACGACUAUCUUCAGGGGCAAGGGCAGUCUGGUCGCUUCUAUGGACACCAGAACUCUUCGCCAUACGAUGACAUCGAGCAUCAAAAUACCGCCCAUCAUCCUCAAAACCAAGGGUCCCAGCCUUACCCAGCUAAUGGCCCCCUUAGAGAACAGAUUCCAAUGCCAAUGCCCGAUCCUUAUCACCCUCCGCCACCCUACCCUGAGAGCCACCACCAUCCAUGAUCUUACAUUGAUAGCUCACUUAUGACGUUGUUUCGUAUGGUCUUUGGGUCGUUUUUUUUCUGCGUCCGCAGCAGCGUGUUAUGAUCGGGAUGGCUGGUCUCCUCUUCCCUAAUGAAUGGUACUCAUGAACAGCAGCUGGUCGAGCACUCCGACCUUGAUUGUUUUUCUUCUUCUCUUUCUUGCGGUUCCCCUUCUUCGCUUCAGUCCCUUUUGAUGGAUGCGAAUACCCAUUUCUUUCUCAUUGACAUGUAUUUUUUUUUCUUUCCAUUCUGAUAUCUGAUAUCAUGUCCUUUUUUUUCAUUCUGAUGCUUUGCAUCUAUUGAGGCAUAUCCAAGCGAUGCUUAUUGUAUAUUUACACUUUUGUUUCUCAUGAAUCUAUUCCACAUUGAAGAUUA